AAAAAAAAAAAAAAAAUUAUCCAGAGUAGUAAGCAGAGAUUUGCUAAGAAAAAACAGUGCUUGACUACUGUGGUAGCCUUUGUAGAUGUCAUGUCAUGACUGGCUGGGUAGGUGGCUUAGUCGCCUGGCUUAAUGCUGGAUCUGAUAGACAUUUUGAAUCGCAGGAUCCUGGAAUGGCUUGGGUUGGAAGGGACAUUAAAGUCCAUCAGGUUCCAAACUCCUGCAGUGCGUUGGUUGCCACCCACUAGGUCAGGCUGCUUGGAGCCCUAACCAGUGAGGCCUUGAACAUCUCCACAGAGGGAGGCUCUCUAGACGUGGGGGCUCUCCCAUCAGCUGGAUGAGCAGGGAUGCUCCAGUGUGACUCUAGGACUGCAGCCCUGGACAAGGGACAGCUCCUCUCCUGUCUCUGGCACGGUGCCCGUUGACCUGCCAGCAGGUCAAAGAAAGCAGACCUCGGAAGUUUGCCUGAAGCACUUUGUAUGCAGGCUUGAAGGGAAUCAUGCCCUUCCUAUGCCACUUUGCCUCGGGGAAUUGUAUGAGGGUUGAAGCUUUGAUGUGUGAAGGCUUGGAUAGGAAAGGAUCCUAAAACCCACCCAAGCCCAAGUGCCUGCCAUGGGAGCGCUGCCACCCAGCAGGUCAGGUUGGAACAGGGCCCUGUCCAACCUGGCCUGGAGUGUCUGCAGGGAUGGGCACCCACGGCCUCUCUGGGCAGCUGUGCCAGGGCCUCACCACCCUCCGAGUGAGGAAUUCCCUCUCACAGUUCCCCUGGCCUCCACUUUUCUCAGGUCAAAACCGCUCCCCCUUGUCCUCUCACCAUCAGACCACGGAAAGUCAGUCAGCACACGCACUAGAAAUGCUGGCUGUGCUGUCGACCCGCAGACCUUUACUAGACUCUCUGCUGUGACGCCCCGGCACAAGCGCGGUGCGAAAGGCCUGAGGGAGGCCAUGCUUGCUCCCUGCUGGUGCAAGCACCCUGCUGAUGCAAGCACCCUGCUGAUGCAAGCACCGGGCCCAACGCUCUGUGCUGCCCACAGGAGCUGCUGCCCUCUUGUGUGGGUGCCACGCCCUCAGCCCUGUGAGGUGGUGGCCGUGAUGUCACAGUGGUGUCAGGGAGCGGCCAUUGUGACACGCGGGGCUGGGAGCAGAGCAAAGGCUGCUGGGCUGGGGCCGUGCUCAGUGCGGCCUGGUGAGGCGUGGAGAGAGCAGCGACUCUCUUGUUUCUCGCCAUCGAUGCCGAACAUGUCUGGAAGGAAGAAGGAGGCCCCCAAGUCUGGGAAGCCAGUGUGCAUGCUGUGCCGCAGGGCACGGGUCGACCCGGACAUCUGCGGGCAGACAUCUGCCGAUGGUGGGCUCUGUGCCCACCGCUUCUGCUUGUUCUUUGCCAACGGCCUUUUGAAAUGGAAACGCCCUACGGGGGGAAUUUUUGGCUUCCCCCCGGAUGCCAUCCAGCACACAAUCCAGCUGGCAGACCAGAAGCGCUGCUUUGUCUGUCGUGGGAAGGGAGCUGCCAUCAGCUGCGCAGAGACAGGCUGUGAGCGCAGCUUCCAUCUGCCCUGCGCCGAGAAGGGGGAAUGCGUCACGCAGUACUUUGGGCAGCACAGGUCCUUCUGCUGUGAGCAUCGCCCUCGGCAGGCAGCGGAGGCAGCUCCAUCUCACAACACUCUCUGCGUCAUCUGCCUGGAGCCCGUGGGGGACAGCACGUCCUACCACACCAUGGUGUGCCCGACGUGCAAACAGGCCUGGUUCCACCGGGGCUGCAUCAGGAAACAGGCCAUGCAUGCUGCCACCAUGCUCUUCGUCUGCCCUGUCUGCAGAGGAAAAGCGCGAUUCCGUGCCAAAAUGGCUAAGCUGGGGAUCCAAAUUCCAGUCAGACGACCAUCUUGGUGGGACGAUGAAGCGUACCAGGCGCUGCGAGAAAGGCACAGGCGCUGUGAUGUCAGCAUCUGCUAUUACCGAAGAGGCAGGGAGGAGGCAGAGGAACAGGGGCUCUGGCAGCUGCUCCUCUGCCGCUCCUGUGCCGCAAAUGGCACGCACUGGUACUGCUCCUACUGGUACAGCAGAGGAGGCACCUGGGAGUGCGAUACCUGUGCUGGUGAGGCCAUUGCGUCCCGCCGCAACUACAACCUCGGCAUCCCCAGCACUUCCAGCCAGAUGGCACCGGGGCCAUCCCCGGCAGCUGCACCCAGAAAGCAUCCCAGGCAGCGGGGGACUGGCCGCACAAGAAGCCGUUCCCCAUUGCAAGGUCGGGCCUCAGGCUCCCAGAGUCGGCCCCGAAGAUGCCGUGGCACCAGCCGUACAACAGCCCGAGGUGCUCAGAGCAGCACUCGCACCUCGGCCAGACCAGCACCACCGAGGUCCUCGAGGGCUUCCCCUCUGCCUGCACGCAGGAGGCAAUCCAGGCAGCGAGGGCGGGCCCACACUCGAAGCCGAUCCCCAGUGGGGCGUCGCGCUUCGACUUCCCGCAGCCGGCCCCGAGGAGGCCGUGGGAGCCGGUCCAGGCAGCGGGGACCGGCCCGGGCACCAAGCCGCUCCCGGGCCCAACAUCGCAGAAGACGUCCCCGCAGCCGGUCCCAAAGGCGGCGCUGAAGCAGCCACCCUGUUCCAUCCCCACGUGACGGUUGUGCUUCCAAGCGGCAAAGAAAAUAAACCGUGAAGAGAGUCCACACAUAUUGGCUUCAUUCUUCAGUGGACCAGCCCGGGCACAAAGCCUCUCUCAGGUGCAGCAACAGAGAAGACGUCCCCAUAGCCACCAGCAUCAGAGAAGACGUCCCCACAGCCAGUCCCAAAGACGGUGCAGAAGCGGCCGUGUCCCAUCCCCACGUGAUGGCUGUGGUUCCAAGCAGCUAAGAAAAUAAACCUUCAACAUACUCCACAUGUGUUGGCUUCAUUCUUCUCUGCUUGUCCUGCGGUGGGCACUGUUAGGGGCUGAGACCGCAGCGUUGUCUUCUCCCCAGC
Molecule: messenger RNA, 2955 nt
Organism: Gallus gallus (chicken)
Lineage: Eukaryota; Metazoa; Chordata; Aves; Galliformes; Phasianidae
Product: PHD finger protein 7-like
Exons: 9
Coding region: 613-2586 (657 amino acids)
Cellular component (GO): nucleus
Source: RefSeq, a predicted model, not a curated record